AUGUCAGGUAAGGCGUGUUAUAUUUGCGGGAAGUUGGGCCAUUUGGCUAGUGAUUGUGAUUCUGAAAAGCUAUGUUACAACUGUAACAAGCCAGGCCACGUCCAAUCAGAAUGUACUGUCCCAAAGACUGUCGAAUUCAAGCAGUGUUAUAACUGUGGCGAAACUGGUCAUGUUAAGACUGAAUGUACCGUUCAAAAAUGUUACAACUGUGAUGGCUUUGGUCACAUCUCUAGAGAAUGUGAUCAACCAAAGAGAUUCAGAAACAACGAGCGUAGUGGUCCUAAGGUUUCUUGUUACAAGUGCGGUGGCCCUAACCACAUUGCUAAGGACUGUUUAAAGUCUGAACCAACUUGUUACAACUGUGGUCAAGCUGGCCAUUUGUCCAAAGACUGUCAAAACGGUGAAAACGAGAAAGUUUGCUACAACUGCAACGGCGUCGGUCACAUCGCCAAGGAUUGCUCUUCCUAUUAA
Messenger RNA from Kluyveromyces lactis, 471 nucleotides. It is a transcript of the gene GIS2, whose product is annotated as mRNA-binding translational activator GIS2. Gene Ontology annotation, cellular component: cytoplasm. The transcript has a single exon. Gene Ontology annotation, biological process: positive regulation of cytoplasmic translation. Bases 1 to 471 code for a protein of 156 amino acids. Gene Ontology annotation, molecular function: translation regulator activity; zinc ion binding; mRNA binding. The record is from RefSeq and is a predicted model, not a curated record. NCBI's taxonomy places the organism in Eukaryota, Fungi, Ascomycota, Saccharomycetes, Saccharomycetales, Saccharomycetaceae.